AAAACACUGACCACUGGAUUAUGAGAGACCUCCAUCCAAUGGCUGGUGUUUUGCAGCCUUUCUUUACUAUGUCUAUCACUUUAAGAUGUUUUUUAUUUUUGUAAAUGGUUACCUCUUUCGUAUUAGUCCUUGAGAAAAUAACCAAAGGCAUUUGAUGGCUUUCUUUACAGCUUUGGGAGGUGUAAACCUGAAGGAACUGUUGGAAGAUGCUACUGAUGAAGGAGGCAAGCAGUUGCUGGAUUUUAAUGAUACAAUGGGUGACAGGAUUCAGGUCUUUCUUGAAUGAUUCCAUUGUAAUUUGGCCUUAAAAUCCUAUAGCUAUAGCAAAGGUAUUUGCUUGGGGAUUUUGCAUCAGAACAAACUAGAGAUGAGUAAUCCUGAAGGUUUCAAGUUGCCCUACUUGUUCUGGCCAAAGAUAUUAAGGCUGGGAUGUUAUAUGGAUGACUUCUUAAGGUUCACCCUCUGGUAUGUGGGAUGUUAUAUGAAUGACUUCCUGAAUCAACAGUUUAUGCCAUUAAGACAAGAAAUUUCUUGUUCUUAAUUACCAAAAUGAACCCAACAAACUAAUCACGUUGUGUUCCACAAUGUUAUAUGAAUGACUUUUUGAAGCAACAGUUUAUGCCU
Messenger RNA from Rubroshorea leprosula, 624 nucleotides. The record is from the annotation of a GenBank genome assembly. NCBI's taxonomy places the organism in Eukaryota, Viridiplantae, Streptophyta, Magnoliopsida, Malvales, Dipterocarpaceae.